GUUCCACGCAGUUCAAUCUAACCUGUGUUUCCAUCGUAACGUUGACAGAAAAUAAGUGCAGCAGCUUCGUGACAUGAUAAAAUUGUGCGUGCAAAAUUAAUUAUGGAUAAAGCAAAAGUAUUGAAUAAAAAGACACCUGGCUCGCCACCAGUAAUGCCUCAACCAUCGGCAACGGUCGAAGAAGCAAACUAUUUACCCAUUCUUAUAGCAGUUUUUGUUAUAUUUAUCACUCUAGUACUGUUUAUAAUCUACAAACGUAAGAAGUCGUCAAGGCGUGGAAUACUCAUCACUGGCUUGUGUGACAGUGGUAAAACCCUGUUAUACACAAGACUGGUUCAUGAUAGGUUUGUUUUAACACAAACAUCCAUCAAAGAAAAUAUUGAUGAAUAUGCCAUUAAUGCGAAAUCAGUAAAGAUUGUGGAUAUUCCUGGUCAUGAGAGACUGAGAGGACAAUUUUUGGACCUGCAUAAAUCAACAACCAGAGGACUGAUUUAUGUUAUAGACUCCCAGAAUGUACAGAAAGACAUCAAGGAUGUGGCAGAAUUUUUCUACAACAUUCUUACUGACCCUGUCAUUUAUUCAAACAGUCCUGCAAUUUUAAUUUUGUGCAAUAAACAGGAUCAACCUUUGGUGAAGAACUCAAAAGCAAUUAAAACAUUGCUUGAGAAGGAAUUGAAUACUUUAAAACUGACAAAGUCCAGCCAGUUGGAAUCACUUGAUGCAAAUGCCAAGAGUGCAAAUGUUUUACUUGGAGAGGAAGAUGAAGCAUUUACUUUUGCUGCCAUGUCACAAUAUAAAAUUGAUUUUGCUGAUGCAUAUGCUACUAAUGAUGAUAAAGAGUGCAAUAUUGUAGAUGUUGAGAAGUGGUUGGCACAAAUUGUAUAAAUAUGCCAGCAUCUACUUAAUUUAUUGUUGCAUGUUUACAUGUUUAUUGAAUGUAUUAAAUUGAUGUUAUAGGUAUAAUCAUUAUUACCUUUGUUUCUAUAAAUUUGAUGCUAUUGUGUAACAA
Messenger RNA from Dalotia coriaria, 1009 nucleotides. It is a transcript of the gene SrpRbeta, whose product is annotated as signal recognition particle receptor beta. Gene Ontology annotation, biological process: intracellular protein transport; vesicle-mediated transport. The record is from RefSeq and is a predicted model, not a curated record. Gene Ontology annotation, molecular function: GTP binding. Gene Ontology annotation, cellular component: Golgi apparatus; cytoplasm. The coding region runs from base 103 to 885 and encodes 260 amino acids. Lineage: Eukaryota; Metazoa; Arthropoda; Insecta; Coleoptera; Staphylinidae. The transcript has 4 exons.